Vitis riparia (riverbank grape) is the source of this 3154-nucleotide messenger RNA. RefSeq names its product pentatricopeptide repeat-containing protein At5g39680. Gene Ontology annotation, biological process: RNA modification. NCBI's taxonomy places the organism in Eukaryota, Viridiplantae, Streptophyta, Magnoliopsida, Vitales, Vitaceae. Bases 356 to 2467 code for a protein of 703 amino acids. Gene Ontology annotation, molecular function: zinc ion binding; RNA binding; protein binding. The record is from RefSeq and is a predicted model, not a curated record. The transcript is spliced from 6 exons.
CCAAACCCCAGAUCCAACAGUCGCUGACUCUAACGCCCCCUCCGCCGCCGGGGCCACCACUGCCAAAAUGAUAGACGGUGGUGUUUAUUAAUGCUCAUAGAAAGCGACCACCUGUCUCCAUGAUUCAGAAUUACCUGGGAGUCGGCUGGGACAAACAUUUUAUGGGUUGGGAUUUGUUUCUAUGGGUUUUUUUUAAUUGCUAAUUGAGUAGACCUCUCCUUCAAUUCGCUUCUUCCAAGAAAAAUAAGUGGAAGCCAGAGUAAAUGUCAAAGAAAAAGAAAGGGAGACAGCUCGAAAUACAAACUGAGAAUAAAAAAUAAGCUGUUGGGGCUCGCUUCAGUUGUUAGGUCUAGCAAUGUCUACUUUGAGACUGCUAGCACCCACUCACAAGCCAUUUCUAUUGAAAUCAAGUACAGUGGGGCACCCUCUUGAGCACACCAUUCAACUCUUAAAAGUAUCAGCUGAUACCAAGAACUUAAGGUUUGGUAAAAUGAUCCAUGCCCAUUUGAUCAUAACCAAUCAGGCCACCAAAGACAACAUAGUUCAAGUCAACUCUCUCAUCAAUCUUUAUGCAAAAUGUGAUCAAAUUAUGGUCGCCCGCAUACUAUUUGACGGAAUGCGCAAGCGAAAUGUAGUCUCUUGGGGUGCUUUGAUGGCAGGAUAUUUCCAUAAUGGGCUUGUGUUGGAGGUUCUUAGAUUGUUCAAGACUAUGAUUUCAGUGGAUUAUAUGCGCCCGAAUGAGUAUAUAUUUGCUACUAUUAUUUCUUCUUGUUCUGAUAGUGGACAGGUCGUAGAGGGUUGGCAGUGUCAUGGGUAUGCUUUGAAAUCUGGAUUGGUGUUUCAUCAGUAUGUAAAGAAUGCACUUAUUUGUAUGUACUCAAGGCGGUCAGAUGUGAAAGGGGCUAUGAGUGUUUGGUAUGAAGUGCCUGGAUUGGAUGUUUUUUCCUAUAAUAUAAUUAUAAAUGGACUUUUGGAAAAUGGGUAUCCAAGUGAGGCAUUGGAAGUUUUGGAUAGGAUGGUGGAUGAGUGCAUUGUGUGGGACAAUGUCACUUAUGUUACUGCUUUUGGCCUCUGCUCUCAUCUUAAAGAUCUGAGAUUGGGCUCGCAGGUUCACUGCCGAAUGUUCAGGACAGGGGUUGAGUAUGAUAGCUUUGUUAGUAGUGCAAUCAUAGAUAUGUAUGGAAAAUGUGGUAACAUUUUGAAUGCAAGGAAAGUUUUCAAUAGGCUGCAAACUAAGAAUGUGGUCUCAUGGACGGCAAUCUUGGCUGCUUACUCUCAAAAUGGGUGCUUUGAGGAAGCAUUGAAUUUCUUUCCAGAAAUGGAAGUUGACGGUCUGCUGCCUAACGAGUAUACUUUUGCUGUAUUGCUGAACUCCUGUGCAGGUAUAUCUGCACUGGGACAUGGGAAGCUAUUACAUGCAUGUAUCAAGAAGUCAGGUUUUGAGGGCCAUAUUAUUGUUGGAAAUGCUAUGAUUAAUAUGUACUCAAAGAGUGGCAGCAUUGAAGCUGCACAUAAAGUGUUCUUGGAGAUGAUAUAUCGAGACUCAAUCACUUGGAAUGCAAUGAUAUGUGGACUAUCCCAUCAUGGGCUUGGUAGAGAAGCUCUAGUUGUGUUUCAAGAAAUGUUAGCUGCGAAAGAGUGUCCUCAUUAUGUAACUUUUGUUGGGGUUCUUUCUGCUUGUGCCCAUUUGGGUUCAGUGCAGGAAGGUUUCUACUAUUUGAAUCAGUUAAUGAAACAGACAGGCAUUGAACCUGGGGUGGAGCACUAUACUUGUAUUGUUGGGCUUCUGUGUAAGGCUGGACGACUUGAUGAAGCUGAAAAUUUUAUGAAGUCUACACCAGUUAAAUGGGAUGUUGUUGCUUGGCGAACUUUGCUCAGUGCUUGUCAUGUCCAUCAGAAUUAUGGUCUGGGGAAGAAGGUGGCUGAAUUAGUCUUACAGAUGGAUCCUGGUGAUGUGGGAGCAUAUAUCCUGUUAUCUAACAUGUAUGCCAAGGUAAAGAGAUGGGAUGGGGUUGUGAAGAUUCGAAAAUUAAUGAGAGAAAGGAAUGUCAAGAAGGAACCUGGGGCAAGCUGGAUAGAGAUAAGAAAUAGUAUCCAUGUCUUUGUUUCAGAAGGCAAGACGCACCCAGAGUCGAAUCAGAUUUAUGAGAAGGUUCAGGAAUUAUUAACUAUGAUAAGACCAAUGGGGUAUGUGCCAGAUAUUGCUGCAGUAUUCCAUGAUGUUGAAGAUGAACAAAAACGAGAGUAUGUUAGUUAUCACAGUGAGAAGCUGGCAAUAGCAUAUGGCCUUAUGAAAACACCUUCCGGAGCACCUAUCCGUGUCAUUAAGAACCUUAGGAUGUGUGUUGAUUGUCAUUCUGCUGUGAAACUCAUCUCGAAGGUCACAAACAGGGUGAUAAUUGUUCGAGAUGCUAACCGUUUCCAUUGUUUUGGAGAUGGAGGUUGUUCCUGUGCAGAUUACUGGUGAUGAAAUUGCAUUGCUUUUGCAGCUCAAAGGUUGAAGGGAGGCCAUCAUGUUGCAGACUCUCGGAUGAAUCAACAGUUGAUAAGGGCAAAUGACCAAUUAUGGAGAUGGCUUGAAGUUGAUGAUGCUCUGGAGCGUCCUCUUAGCAGAGAGUGGUUCCUUUUGCCAUAAGGAGAGGCUGGUGUACAAUCCAUUUGUUUUAAGGAUGAGAACAAACCCUGCAUAAAAUUGGGAUUGUGUUCCAUACAGAUUUUUCUGGUAUAUCAUAAACCACACCUUCACCCAAGGUUUCCAAAGAUGAACAUGGAACGGUUGAUGAGUAAGUAAUAAAGAACAAAAUAAACUUUAUGUUUGAUUUUUCAUGAAGUGCAUUUCCUAUUAGAUUUCACCCUCAUUUGGAAUAGCUUCUUGUUUUAGGCUUUGAGUGGAAGCUAAAGACAAUUUUUAAGGGACAAUAUUGGUAUUGUAAAAGGAACAAAGGUAGGCGGCUUGGGGCAUGUCCAAACUUUCUUAUUGAUUCCAUCCAUUAGAUGUUAUUGAUUAUGGUUAUGAUAAGGUGGGUGAUACAUUUAGAUUUUUAUUUUUUAUAAACCUAAUAAGUUCCAUCCUUUUUGUGUUUUUAAUUAAAAAACUUGAAAUAUCACUUGUGGAGGAAUGAAUUCAUAAAUAACAAUUAAAAUAUUCUUCUUA